AGGUCAGAAGCAAAGAAAAAUACGAAAGUUUCUAAAAUGUAUGGCCCCUCCUCCACAUGACCCAACAGGUAACAGGUCAAGCCUCAUGACUUGACUCAGCCGUUUUCACUAUCAUCCUCCAAUAUUAUCAUCAACUCUUAUUCACACAAAUAUUCUCAAGUACCAAGAAUAUAUAUUUAACUCAUACAUACAAAGGUGAAUGAGAAUAUAUAACACAAAACUCAACACAUACAAUUUAAUUAAGACACUCCUUUAUUUGAUGGAGGUGAAGAGGUGCAACAGCCAAGAUGAUCAGCAGGAAAGACGCGACAGUAAAAUCUCCGGUGGCGGCCUCGUCGAUGGCGUAGAUGAUGAUGAAGGGCCGCUUCCAGGGUUCCGGUUUCAUCCGACGGACGAAGAGCUAGUAUCGUUCUACUUAAAGAGGAAGGUCGAAAAACGACGACCUCUUAGUAUUGAGAUCAUUAAGCAGAUUGACAUCUACAAAUAUGACCCCUGGGAUCUAGCAAAAGCAAGUAGCAGCAUAGGAGAUAAAGAAUGGUAUUUCUAUUGUAAAAGAGGAAGAAAAUACAGGAACAGCAUUAGACCCAACAGAGUUACUGGUUCUGGUUUUUGGAAAGCGACCGGAAUCGACAGGCCGAUUUACUGUAAUGAAGGAGAAGGAAACCAGUGCAUUGGUCUUAAGAAAUCACUAGUUUACUAUCGUGGAAGUGCAGGGAAAGGUACUAAGACUGAUUGGAUGAUGCAUGAGUUUCGUCUUCCGACUGAUCAGCACCAACAUGAUCAAGCGGCUAACUUCUCUAAACCAAAGGACACAGCCCCAGAAGCCGAAAUAUGGACACUUUGUAGAAUAUUCAAGCGAAACAAAAGGCAUACUCCUGAUUGGAGGGAAUUAUCUAGCAGAAAAAAUGCAGUGAACUCCAGCUCAAAAACAAGCAGCAUUGACUCUAACACUAAUCAAGCCUAUUACAUUAGUUUUGGAACUCAUGAAGUACAACCUAACAGUAGCUACAGUCAUCUUCAUGUUGUUGACGACGAGAACAAUAACAUCUAUUUAGGAAACAACCUCAAUAUUACUACAUGUGAUCAAAAGAACGUCAAUUUUCAACCAGAAUAUCAACAGCAGUGGAACUCUCUAGCACAUACUCCGUCAUCAACGACGCGAUCGAGCAUGAACAACGAGAAUGAUUUGCAGAGUUUUGCUUACUAUGGACAUAAUUGGGAUGACCUCAAUUCAGUUGUAGAAUAUGCUGUUAAUAAGCCCUUCCUGUAAAUAUGUAUAUAACAUAAUAAUAACAUAUAGGAUAGUUUUGGUGUUUUAAGAUUUUGGGUCGUGUUUUGCCCUAGGGAAGCUCUUGUACUUAUAAAUAUCGGUUUCCUUUUUAUAAAUGGACUAAUACAUAGUGCUAUGUUGAUGUUGUUA
Messenger RNA from Beta vulgaris subsp. vulgaris (sugar beet), 1420 nucleotides. Its product is annotated as transcription factor JUNGBRUNNEN 1. NCBI's taxonomy places the organism in Eukaryota, Viridiplantae, Streptophyta, Magnoliopsida, Caryophyllales, Amaranthaceae. The transcript has 3 exons. Gene Ontology annotation, biological process: regulation of DNA-templated transcription. The record is from RefSeq and is a predicted model, not a curated record. Gene Ontology annotation, molecular function: DNA binding. The coding region runs from base 200 to 1270 and encodes 356 amino acids.